AUGUCCACACUCCAGCCAGCCUCGUACGUCGGGUUCGACACAAUCACCAGCCAGAUCGAGCACAGGCUGCUCAAGCGCGGGUUCCGCUUCAACGUCAUGUGUGUGGGGGAAUCAGGCCUGGGGAAAACCACCAUGGUCAACACACUCUUCGCUGCACACCUCGUCGACCAAGAACAAGGCCCAGGGCCCGCACGCACCACGGAGAUCUCCGUCUCGAGCCACACGCUCGUCGAGGACAGGGUCAAACUCCACGUGAACGUCGUCGACACACCCGGGUUCGGAGACGCCGUGGAUAACUCGCGCUGUUGGGAACCCAUAGUCAAGUACUGCAAGGAGCAACACAGCCAGUACCUCCGCCGCGAACUCACUGCGCAACGUGAACGCGAGAUCCCGGACACAAGGGUCCACGCCGUACUGUACUUCCUCAACCCGGCAAACGUCCACCGUGGGUUAUCACCAUUGGACCGUGUGACUCUUAGGAAACUAGCUGAAGUGGCUAACAUCGUCCCCGUCAUCGGGAAGGCCGACACUCUCACUCUGGAGGAACGUCACCAGUUCAGGGACUUGGUGCAAAGACAGAUCAACGAGGAACAGUUGGCUGUGUACCCGUAUGAUCACGAGGCCACGGGGGCAGACAACGAGGAUGUCUCCCCCGAGGAGGCAGAAUUGAACAGCAGCAUCCGUGCAAUUGUCCCCUUCGCGGUCGUCGGUGCAGAGACUACAGUGCAAAUCGACGGCGAGAACGUUAGAGGAAGACGUAACAGGUGGGGGGUGAUCAACAUCGAGGAUAUCAACCAGUGCGAGUUCGUAUACCUCCGCGAGUUCCUCAUCAGGACACACCUCCAAGAUCUCAUCGAAACGACAGCGUACCUCCACUACGAACGGUUCAGGGCAAGACAACUCAUCGCUUUGAAAGAGAACGCUUCAAACAGAUCCACCCAACAGCAGCAGCAGCAGGCGUCCACGCAACUCCACAACAACCCGAUGUACCACUGA
Molecule: messenger RNA, 996 nt
Organism: Huiozyma naganishii CBS 8797
Lineage: Eukaryota; Fungi; Ascomycota; Saccharomycetes; Saccharomycetales; Saccharomycetaceae
Gene: CDC10
Product: septin CDC10
Exons: 1
Coding region: 1-996 (331 amino acids)
Biological process (GO): cytoskeleton-dependent cytokinesis
Cellular component (GO): microtubule cytoskeleton; septin ring; cell division site
Molecular function (GO): GTP binding; GTPase activity; molecular adaptor activity
Source: RefSeq, a predicted model, not a curated record